CCAAUGACGCGCCGUGAUGACGUCAUCGGGGACGCGCCGUGAGGACGUCAUCGCGGCGCGCCGCCCCGGCUCCCCCGACCGGACCCGACCUGCGGCUCACCGGGCCGCACCGCGCCGGGCCGCCGUGAUGCUGGCGAGGCCCCGGGCCGCGGCCUGGGCCAGGGCCGCCGCCGCCGCCGCCGCCGCCGCCGCUGCCGCCGCUCGCGCUCUGUCCGCCCCCGCGGGGCCCCCCGACAGCCCGGCCCCGGCCUCUGCCACCACCGCUGCCGCCGCCGCUGCUGCCGUGCCCCGGAGCGAGAAGCUGUUCCUGGAGCGGCCGCGGCUGCCGGUGCUGCGGGCCUGCAGCACCGCCCUGCCCCCGCACCGCGCGCCCGCGCAGGCCUGGGUGGAGUCGCUGCGGCACCACGACGACACGCGCCUGGGCCUGGCCGACCUGCACCCCGACGUCUUCGCCGUGAACCCCAGGCUCGACAUCCUGCACGCCGUCGCCAUGUGGCAGAAGAACUUCAAGCGGAUUAGCUACGCCAAGGUGAAGACGCGGGCCGAGGUGCGAGGCGGCGGCCGCAAGCCGUGGCGGCAGAAGGGCACCGGGCGCUCGCGGCAGGGCAGCAUCCGCUCGCCGCUGUGGCGCGGCGGGGGCAUCGCCCACGGCCCGCGGGGCCCCACCAGCUACUUCUACAUGCUGCCCAUGAAGGUGCGAGUGAUGGGGCUCAAGGUGGCGCUGACGGUCAAGCUGAUGCAGGACGACCUGCACGUCGUCGACUGCCUGGAGAUGCCAACCGCGGACCCCCAGUACCUGCUGGAGCUCGCGCGGUACCGGCGUUGGGGCCAGUCCGUGCUCAUCGUUGACGUCAACGAGAUGCCCGAAAACAUCGAAAACGCGGCAGCCAGCCUGAAAACCAUCACCCUGAUUCCCGCGCUAGGGCUCAACGUGCACAGCAUGCUGAAGCACCACACGCUGGUGCUCACGCUGGACGCCGUGGCCUUCCUGGAGAAGAAGCUGCUGUGGCACGACACCCGCUACUCGCCGCUCUACCCCUUCUCCAUGCCCUACAGCGACUUCCCCUAGCGCCGGCGGGCCCUCGCUCAGCACCCACGGGACCACUCGGAGCGGGCCGGGCCGGGCCCCGCAGCGCAGGGGGGUCUCCCGGGGCGCCGGGCGCCGUCCGGGCCAUUAAAGUGUUGUGUCUCCCGGC
Dromaius novaehollandiae (emu) is the source of this 1196-nucleotide messenger RNA. RefSeq names its product mitochondrial ribosomal protein L4 (gene MRPL4). The coding region runs from base 17 to 1069 and encodes 350 amino acids. Gene Ontology annotation, molecular function: structural constituent of ribosome. Gene Ontology annotation, biological process: translation. The record is from RefSeq and is a predicted model, not a curated record. Gene Ontology annotation, cellular component: ribosome. NCBI's taxonomy places the organism in Eukaryota, Metazoa, Chordata, Aves, Casuariiformes, Dromaiidae. The transcript is spliced from 9 exons.